ACGGCAUCACUGGAGUCCGCGCUGCCGCACCGCGCCGCACACGCAGUGCCGCGCGGCCCAAGGCGAGCUCAGCCGAGGGAGGCAGCGCGCGGCGCAGCGCAGCCGGACGACGGCGGGGCGGCGGCGGCGGCGGCGGCGGCGUCAGAAGCAGCGGCCGCGGCAGUUGUAGCCGCUGCGGCAGCAACGGCGGCGGCGGCGGCGGCGGCUGCGCAAGGAGCUCUCCCGCUCCCCUGCUCGCGCGCCGUCCCCGGGGCACGCGGACUCGGCGGCUGAGGAGGCUGAGGCGCCCGCAGCCGCGCAGCGCCCCUCACCUGCGCAGCCCUCCCCUCUUCUCCGUCCCGGGCCACUCACCGGCGACACGCCGCGCUCAUCCGCCCCCCCAGGCCGCGGUGCCGGCGCCGGCGCCGCAGCCGCCAGGGCAGGCCCGCGAGGGAAGCCGGCCCGAGAGGAACGCGCCGCCGCCGCCGCCGCCGCCGCCCCCGCCAUGGCGCACUCGCCGGUAGCCGUUCAAGUACCCGGGAUGCAGGCAGGAGCCUCGGCCUCAUCUUCCUGGAACACAAAUCAGAGAACUGAUCCCGAAGAGUUGUUCACCAAAUUGGAGCGCAUUGGGAAAGGCUCCUUUGGAGAAGUUUUUAAAGGAAUUGAUAACCGGACCCAGCAAGUGGUUGCUAUAAAAAUCAUAGACCUUGAAGAAGCAGAAGAUGAAAUAGAAGACAUUCAGCAAGAAAUAACUGUUUUAAGUCAAUGUGACAGUUCGUAUGUAACAAAAUACUAUGGAUCAUAUUUAAAGGGCACAAAGCUGUGGAUCAUAAUGGAAUACUUGGGUGGAGGAUCAGCACUGGAUCUUCUUCGAGCUGGCCCAUUUGACGAGUUCCAGAUAGCUACCAUGCUAAAGGAAAUUUUGAAAGGUCUAGACUACCUGCAUUCUGAAAAGAAAAUUCACAGGGACAUAAAAGCUGCCAACGUCUUGUUGUCAGAGCAAGGAGACGUUAAGCUCGCAGACUUUGGAGUUGCUGGCCAGUUGACAGAUACACAGAUUAAAAGGAACACCUUUGUGGGAACCCCAUUCUGGAUGGCCCCUGAAGUUAUUCAGCAAUCUGCCUAUGACUCAAAAGCUGACAUAUGGUCCUUAGGAAUAACUGCUAUUGAAUUAGCCAAAGGAGAGCCACCCAACUCUGACAUGCAUCCCAUGAGAGUUCUUUUCCUGAUUCCAAAAAAUAACCCACCAACUCUAUUGGGAGAUUUUACUAAGCCCUUUAAAGAGUUCACAGAUGCGUGUUUGAACAAGGAUCCAUCAUUUCGUCCAACGGCUAAAGAACUGCUGAAGCACAAAUUCAUUAUUAAAAAUGCCAAGAAGACAUCAUACCUGACAGAACUGAUCGAUCGGUUCAAGAGGUGGAAAGCCGAAGGGCAUAGCGAUGACGAAUCAGAUUCCGACGGCUCUGACUCGGAAUGCAGCAGCAAGGAAAAUAAUUCUCAUCCCGAAUGGACUUUUACUACCGUUCGAAAGAAACCUGAUGCAAAGAAACUCCAGAACGGAACGGAACAAGAUCUUGCCAAAACGCUGAGCUGCUUGUCUACAAUAAUCACACCUGUAUUUGCUGAAUUGAAAGAGCAAGACACAAGUAAUACAAGCAGAACAAAAGCGAUCGAAGAGCUUGAAAAGAGUAUGGCAGUGGCGGAAACUGCCUGUCCUGGAAUUACGGAUAAGAUGGUGAAGAAAUUAAUUGAGAAGUUUCAAAAGUAAGUUUCCUGGGUUUUCCGUUAAUGACUCAUCCUAAGAAACUUCCCAUUAUUGAAUUCAGUUACAUCCAGCUCCAUUGAAAUCCACCCAGACAACUUCAAGCUUGGCAGUGCUUACUUAUUAGCUCAUGAGCUCCCAUGUGCCUUUUGGAUCUUUGCAGCAUACUGAUGGUGAAGGAUUUGGAAGCACCUACUCAACUAUUUUGUGAGGGCGUAUAUGGUUUUAUAUUUUCAGGAGAUGAUUUUGUAAAGAGGUUUUAAUAUCAUAGCAUCAUCUAUGUUUAUUCUGGUAAAUGUUGAGCUCUAGUUUUGCUUUUAGGCAUCAAAUUAUUUUUAAUAGGAUGCGCAAGUUAAUAGUAGGAUUUUGCUCUUUGGUUAACUGUACACUGCUGAGACAUACAGAUCUGUCAUAGCAAUCAUGAGUGAAACUUAUCAGUCAUCCCAAGAAGUUUCCAAAACCAGCUCUUCUCUCUCCUCCCCACCCCCCCCAAGAGACAAACAACGCAACCGUCUCAGCAGGGAGACCGUUCCAGGCAGCGCUCACUUGCGUAGCACCAGGAAAGGCAAAGCGUGAAAAGGCGCACUUGUCCCCGCGUACCCAUUCUGCUUUUGGACCAGGACAAAUGACUACUCACUGAUUCCCCACCCCCCUCAUUUGAGAGCAAUAAUGUAGUAAAGUAGUUUGCAGCUGUUCCAUGUAGUCACAUCAACAGACAUCAUCUUUUGUAGAACAGGCUUUUUUGAGUCAUAUUUUAAGUCUUAUUGUCAAUCACAGCUAGAAACUUAAGAGCAAUACCAUUUAGCCAGGGAAGGCUUUUACAAUACCGAUGGGAAGUGCAGGCUGGUCCAUCUCCCUGAAACAUUCCCAAUGCUUAGGUUCAGGGGGAGCUCAAAGAGGUUGGCUAACACCUCUUCCUCCCCAGGAGCAAUGGCGGGUAUAUGAGCAGAAAUCCCACCAGCAUUAUUUGUGUGUGUGUAUGGGGGUUAAGUUGGCUCGUGAAGUGUUUGUUUUCUCAAUCUGUCCGCAACCAUCAUUUGUUCAUAAUUUCCGAAAGGGUAUAUUUCCUGUUAGUAUGCAAAUAACUGAGUUAGAGGUAUUCUUUCCCCCAAGUAGUCUCCAGUGGAGUAGAGUAAUAUUUUCCCCCCCAAAAAGUAGGUAAGGUGAUACAACUGCUUUUUCGUUAUAUUUAUGGUACUUACGGAUCCAGUAUGUAUAUUAUGCUGAAUUUCAGUACUUGUGGGAUUAUUGGUGUACAUUUAUUUUUUAUAAAGGUUCUGUGUUUCUUGUAUCAUUUGGAUCUGCACAAUCUUGUUUUUGCACAAGUCUUGUUAAGAACCUGCAUAUCCUAUCUGCCAAAUAUAAGGAGGAGGAAGGUGUGAAGGUCUGGGGAGUCAAGUCGCCAGUGGCUUCUUUCUUUUGAUCCGAGACACCCGAGAGUCAGAAAGUGCAGUGUUCUCCUGUAUACCAAGGAUAAGUUCUUUUCAAUGGUGCCUACAGUGUAUAAAAAAAUAUUUUUCAUUCCUUGUUUUCGUGUUCAAGAAAUGAUUCUGUUAAGAUUUUCACCUGCUAUGUAACUGAAACUCAAUUACUUACGAUUUCUAUCUAUAAGUCUGGAGGUCAUUUUUGAAAACAAGAGUGUUCCGGAUUAAAAUAUUUUUGUAUAAGCAACAAGUCAUAUAAACACAGUUAUCUGAAGCUUUACAAAGUUCAACUAGUAACGUGCAUUAUCAGUGUAGUUAAUUAAGUCUUACUAUUUAAAGUGUAUGUUCCUUCACCCUAUUGGGGAGGUUACAAAAAUAAAUAUUUUAAUUCCGUAAACUUC
Sarcophilus harrisii (Tasmanian devil) is the source of this 3566-nucleotide messenger RNA. It is a transcript of the gene STK26, whose product is annotated as serine/threonine kinase 26. The record is from RefSeq and is a predicted model, not a curated record. Bases 485 to 1747 code for a protein of 420 amino acids. The transcript is spliced from 12 exons. Gene Ontology annotation, biological process: protein phosphorylation. Gene Ontology annotation, molecular function: ATP binding; protein kinase activity. Lineage: Eukaryota; Metazoa; Chordata; Mammalia; Dasyuromorphia; Dasyuridae.